UACUGUGGUGGCGCUAUACACACAGCGAGCGUCCAUAUACCUAUUCAAUUUCAAGUCGCUUCCGACGUCACCCGUGAUUUCUGCGAUCCGUGUGAGGCUGAGCGAACUGAUCUGUACGGGAAUUCUCUAACUUGCUAUCGAGGUUUUUCCAUAACGUUAACUAGGAGCAACCAAUGAAAAUCUGCGUCUCUUUCGAAGAUCGUCCUCGCCAUUGGCUGUCGCCAGUUAACGAUACCGAAAAGCGUCGAUUGCAAGCUACAGAAUUCCCGUACUGAACUUAAGAACGUUAGAUUAGAGGCAUUGAUAUUUACACAAUUCUGAAUAUAUACGAGACUCACGAUGGAGCAGAACGCCUUCCUAAAACUGUAUAAUGCUCUUUCGAAAAAUACCAACGAUCGAAUUUGCUACUCGUUCUAAGUUGCAAAUACUUAAAGGCUGGUCUAAAAUACGUGGAGUAAGCCGGGAGUAGGAGUAACGAUCUUGGCGUAAGAUGCUUACAACAUUUUCGUCUACAACGGCGGUGUGAGCGUCGAAAUCACAGACCUGAAAGCUAGAAUUGAUCAGGCUUGUCGUAUGGCGGAGGAAUUUACAAAACUGUAUUACGAAUCCUUGGACAAGCGGAGAUACUUGAUUUCAAGAAUGUAUAUGGACAGCGCUACUCUAAUAUGGAAUGGAAAUGGCGUCUCGGGGAAAGAUGAUAUACAAAAAUUUUGGACGGACUUCCCAACCUCGGAGCAUACGAUACAGACGCUCGAUGCUCAGCCAAUUACAGGUCCAGAGGUAGCCACCCAAUUAACGUUUCUCGUCAAAAUCGGCGGCCAAGUAAAAUACGACGACAGGAAUUUCAAACCGUUUAACCAGACCUUUUUAGUUACGGCUGUGGGUGAUAAAUGGAAAAUUGUUAGCGACUGUUUUCGAGCGCAAGAAAUAUUAGAUAACAAUACAAGUUAGCGUACUUGCAUUGUUAACUCUGCUUUGUUAACUAGGUUAAGUUAAGUUAGGAUGUUUUAAAAAUAUAAAUAUAUUAUGGGCUUGUUCUCUCUUGCUACACUGGUGAACCGGGGCAAGAA
Messenger RNA from Vollenhovia emeryi, 1070 nucleotides. Its product is annotated as NTF2-related export protein-like. Gene Ontology annotation, cellular component: nuclear pore central transport channel. Bases 574 to 951 code for a protein of 125 amino acids. The record is from RefSeq and is a predicted model, not a curated record. Gene Ontology annotation, biological process: protein import into nucleus. The transcript has 5 exons. NCBI's taxonomy places the organism in Eukaryota, Metazoa, Arthropoda, Insecta, Hymenoptera, Formicidae.